GCGGAGCUCAUGCAGGCGCAGGGGCCGUACUGCUCCAUCUCCGCCUUUGACCGCGCGGACGACUACGACACGUACGCCGUCUGCGUCGCGUACGUGUACGUCCACCCCGAGGGGAAACCCCUCUCCUCGAACGGGCGCCUCUUCCGCAACGGCGACAUCCUCCGCGCGGGCGAGCAGCUGCCGACGCAGCAGGUGCUCGCGCACUGCCAGCCGAUCCUCAAGAAGGUCGACGGCUGGCGCGAGACGCCGAUCUUCGCGCGCUCCGAGUGGUGGCUCGCGCAGCAGCACCCGGUGGCGCUUCCCGAGAAUGUGUGCAAGCUGCUCGACAUCAUCGAGCACUUCACCAAGACGGUGAUCCUCUCGAUCGGCAACGGCCCGCGCGGCGACGAGAUCAUCUACCUGCGCCGCCUCGCCACCCGCGCGUGGGCGACCCCGUCCAAGGCGAGCCGCCGGCCGAGCGCGUCGCUCGAGGAGGCGCUGAGAAGUCGCGCCUAGCUGCUCUCCUCCGCUCCUCGUUCGGCGGCUCGCCGAGCUCAGGAAGCUCGCCCCGACUCUGCGGACCAGCUGGCAGAUGGCGGGGAGAGCGCGUAGGCGGGGCUCGACAUCUAAGGUCGCCAGUAGUGGCCGGCCCUUUUCUACGGCUUUUGGGGCCCUGUUGUUUGCACCGUGGGGAGAGUCGCAAUGGGGAGGGAGGAAAAUCUGCUCCUUUCUCUGAGUAUUAUGUAUUGUAUUGCAUGUCUCGGUUGUCGCGCGUCUGGGAGAGGUGCGUCGUGCGUGCUGGACCUUCGCCUUCGGCGCGCGGCGUUCACGCUUUUUGUGUGUUUACUGCUCGGUCCGG
This is a messenger RNA of Emiliania huxleyi CCMP1516, 838 nucleotides long. RefSeq lists its product as hypothetical. The record is from RefSeq and is a predicted model, not a curated record. Gene Ontology annotation, molecular function: nucleotide binding; adenylosuccinate synthase activity. The transcript is spliced from 2 exons. Bases 10 to 495 code for a protein of 161 amino acids. NCBI's taxonomy places the organism in Eukaryota, Haptophyta, Isochrysidales, Noelaerhabdaceae. Gene Ontology annotation, biological process: purine nucleotide biosynthetic process.